Messenger RNA from Zychaea mexicana, 2970 nucleotides. RefSeq lists its product as uncharacterized. Gene Ontology annotation, molecular function: guanyl-nucleotide exchange factor activity. Bases 97 to 2727 code for a protein of 876 amino acids. The record is from RefSeq and is a predicted model, not a curated record. Gene Ontology annotation, biological process: positive regulation of GTPase activity; Ras protein signal transduction. The transcript is spliced from 4 exons. Gene Ontology annotation, cellular component: plasma membrane. NCBI's taxonomy places the organism in Eukaryota, Fungi, Mucoromycota, Mucoromycetes, Mucorales, Lichtheimiaceae.
AGACCCUUUCUGCUCUUCUUUUUUUCUUUUUCUUUUUACGCAUAUACACCUCUUUUUUCCUCUUUUGCUUGUGAUCUGGCAUUCAUAAACAUCGCAAUGGAAGAUGUCCAGUCUUCCAUGCUGCUGGCUACACAGCUUGCAGAAAAAGGUCAAAUCAAGGAUGCAUACAUGACAUUUCUCUCGACGACACAACACUCAUUGGAUUCACUUUACGAAAUUAAGUUUGUUCAUUCCUCCAUUGUAUCCCAGCCAAAGCAGUACGCUGCAUUGAUCUCCGCCAUGCGAACAUGUUUAUCGCAUAUUGAAAACAUAUUAGAAACGCAUUCACCAAUGUCACCCACGAAUCGCAUAUUUCCUAAUAGCGACGCAUCAUCGUCAGCAGCAGCAGCAGCAGCAGCAGCACACAGUAAAGCACCUCCUCCACCUCUGCCACCCAAACCAUCGCGAAUUCAAAAGCCAAGUAUCCCGCCAAAACCGGCAAUUACCACCACAAAAACAUCACGCCCUACCUCUCCCACUUCCGACACUCACAAUAUCCACCAAGACAAUGCUGCACCUACUAGCACUAACCAUCACCGCCCUUCGACCACAACGACGACGCCUGUGGAGACGACUAUAAAGCCAUCAGCGCUUCAAAAACACUUACAGCCACCUAUACCACGACCACCACCACAACAACAACAAAACAAUAGUGACUCCUCAUCUGUUUUAAGGCCACUCAGUGCGCCUCAGCCGUACAAUGCCCCAACAGACAACCCCCAACGCCCCUAUUCCGAGUACCCGUCAUCGCCGUCAUCGUCAUCAGCGAUAAACAGAAUUGCAGCCGAAGAAGGCGAACUCGACCCUACCCAUCUUGUUCCAGCACAAACCAAUGCGGGUGACAGUCUUAGCCCACCAUCGGUCACCACCAUGAACACCGAUCAUGUCCCCUAUAUUCCUGCACCGCCACUUUUGACAACGCACCGAGUCCUGCAGGCCAGGCUGGAUGAGCUUGAGACGACGGUCAAAGAGUACAAGACGAAAAAGCAACAGUUGGGCAACAGCCAUGGACACCGGGAUGCAGCUUCAGAAGAAGAACUGGAUAGAGUCAUAUUGCAAUACACGGGGAUGGCUGCUGAUAUCAAACAGACACUGAAUCGAGUGCGGACGCUUUACAUGAGUGCUGCAACCAUUCCGACGGUCCUGCAAUUCCCGACGCAUUUGAUUGCUUAUCAGAUCACUUUGAUUGAGUCGGCUGUGUUUUGUGCCAUCCCACCUCAAGCGUUACUAGAACAUUCGGCACGCCAUCCAAAUCCACGGAUCGUCGCAUCGACCGACUUUUUCAACUACUUGACGCGUGUGAUUGAGCACGCCAUUCUGUUACCACAAGAGGCAUCGACGCGCGCACAGCAUAUCAAUCAUUGGAUCAAGGUCGCCUCUAAAUGUCUUGACUUGAACAACUACCAGACCCUGAAGGCCAUUGUUUCUGCACUGGGAACGCCACCUGUACAGCGCCUGCGUCGUACAUGGGCCUAUAUACCAAAAAAGAGCCUGACCAAGCUGGAAACACUGAGCGAACUGAUGAGCGAGAGCGACAACUAUGGCAAAUACCGCGAACACAUGGGCAUGGUGAACGCAAGUAUUGUGAACGGCAAAAGCGUUGCGGGCAUACGAACAGAACACUUCUCCAAGCCGACCGUUCCUUUCCUCGGCACGUUCAUUCAUGACAUCACCUACCUCUUGGCAGCAGCCGUCAAGUCUGGCAAGGCGCCUACUGACGAUCCACGGGUGAUGGAGGUGUUGCAGAUGAUGGAAGCUUUCCAGCGGGGACCUCAGUACACGUCAGCGCCGCCCAAUUGGUUUGUCAAGGCAUCACAAAAGCACCAUCUGCGGCCAGCCUUGUCGAAUGCAUUGCAUAGGAGCGCAUCUGGCAUUGGGCGGUUUAGUGGUGGCAUGUUUGGCAUAUCCGGAAACAGCAGCAAUAACAACGACGAUGACGACAGCAGUAGCACCAAGGGAGAGAGUAGCAACGGUAUGAUGGAAGAAGACAGUGUGGAAGAGCAACAACAGAUGAUCACACAGUACUUUUUGAUGCGAUCUUGGGUGAGUCAAAACACGGUGGAUGAGCUGAGCAUGUUACGUGAGCCGCCAAGACAGCAGACAGGAAGAUCGACGACGGGUGGAGGGCCGUACAGUCAGCAUCGAAGCACAAGUGGCAGUAAUAAUCACACAAGUUCCAUGAUUAGCAACACGAGCUCGUUGAUGCGGUUCAGUACGGGAAGUGUGUCGAUGGGCACGUCUAGUGGUGGUGGAGGGUUCGAUAGUCGUGGAACAAGCAUGGAAGAAUACUCUCCCGAUAGCUAUGCCCCUACGAGUCGGAGCAGUAGUAGUGCCCGUAAUAGUGCCGACGAUCAAGAUGCAUCAGCAGCAGCAGCAGCAGCAGCUAAAAAUGGAGGGUUGUGGCCGUUCCGACGCAGCACAGACAGUCAUCGUCCGGGUAGUGCUGGUGAUCAAGUCAUGGCAACGACAACGACAACAACAAGUAGUAGCACUGGUAAUGCGCGUUCUACUCGGAAGAGCGUGCCGAGUUCGAAUCUAGACAUUGUUUUGACAGCCAGUCAAGAUGAGCCGCCACAUAUACCACCACGUCCUCCUCCACGGAAGGAUGAUAACAACAAUAAUGAUGAACAGUUCAAGAAUGCUUUGGCGCAACGACUUCAGGCACAAGUCGCUGCGCGAUAUCCUUGAAGAAAACUUACUCGUAGUCAUCAGUAAUGGAAAUACCCCAUCCUCUUUGUUUCUUUUUGUUCGUGUCUUUCUCCCCUCCUCCGUUAGUGCCUCCUUCUCCUCCGUCUGCAUCACCCUUUCUACCCUGUCUAUUUUUGGAAGCUGUAUUACAUACGACAUAUCUCACCUUCUUUUAUUUGCCAACCACACACACAUACGCACUUACAAACACUUGUCACACGCACUUACAAACACUUGUCACAC